Corylus avellana is the source of this 753-nucleotide messenger RNA. Lineage: Eukaryota; Viridiplantae; Streptophyta; Magnoliopsida; Fagales; Betulaceae. The record is from RefSeq and is a predicted model, not a curated record.
AUGUAUAGCCUUCAUUGUUAUGGUUUCCCUGAGAAGUUCUUAAGAUGGAUUAAAGAGUGUAUUACUUCCCCUAGAUUUUCUAUUUGUCUGAAUGGAACUCUGGUUGGUUAUUUUGAAGGAAAGAAGGGGCUGAGACAGGGGGAUUCCCUAUCUCCUUAUCUCUUUGUGCUAGCUAUGGAGGUGUUUGCUAGGAUUAUGGCUGAUCAUACAAAGGCUGGUUCAGGUUUUAAGUUUCAUCCCAAAUGUUUGAAGUUAAAGCUUACUCACUUGUGCUUUGCAGAUAAUCUCCUCAUUUUUUCUGCAGCUAGUUUGAGGCCCACUAACAUCAUUAAAGCUGCUUUGUUUGAGUUUGAAGAACUUUCUGGUUUGAAAGCUAAUGCUGCUAAGAGUUCUGUUUUUUGCUCUGGGCUCUCGGAUAGGGUGAAGACCUUAUUGCUGGGUGAGUUGAAGAUGAAUGAAGGGCAUCUUCCAGUUAGGUAUCUGGGAGUUCCUCUCAUUUCCACUAGGCUGUCUGCAGCAGACUGUAGAGCUUUGUUAGAUAGAAUUACAGGGUGCAUUGAUUCUUGGCUUUCUAGGAAACUUUCCUAUGCAGGUAGGCUCCAACUUCUGUCAUCUGUUUUGUACAGUUUGCAAGUGUACUGGAUUGGAAUUUUUAUUCUCCCUAAGGCAGUCAUCAAGGCUAUUGAACUUAAAUUCAAUAGAUUCAUUUGGAAUGGGAAAGCUGAAGGGACUACUAAGGCAAAAGUUUCCUAG